UAUUCCAGAUAUAAUUGCAGACAGGAAUUUCAGAUCCACGAUGACCUCUUCAGAACAAACUACAAAGUGGGCCGGAUAUCAGACUCAAUGCCUGAACACUACUUGGUACAGGGUGAGUUCUUCAUGGUCCAGGACGUGUACAGCAAGGCUGACGUCCUCAACACUACAGGCAGCUACGGAGCGCCAAACUACCGCCAGGUGAAAGGAAGCUACCCGCUGUACGGCAUGGGCCAGCCCAGCCUGAAUGGCUUCAAACAGGUCCUCCAAAGACUACAGAGUCAAGGGCAUGAGGAGGUGAUGUUCUUCUGUGUGCGUGAGGAACCGGUGCUGUUCCUGCACCUGGAGGAGAACUUUGUUCCAUACACUCCGCGGAGGAAGGAGAACCUCCAUGAGAAUCUCCAUGGCCUGGACAAGGAGGAGACGGUGGAGACCCUGGAGCUCACCAUCAGGAAGGAGCUCCACGACUUUGCCAAGUUGAACGAUAACGUAUUCUACGUGUAUAACGACAUCGAGCACUUCAAGGGCGAGCCUCAGCGGAGGACCAUCACCUGCGAGGAGGACAUCCAGGUCACAGAGGAGGUCUACAGGAGACCUCUGUUCACCAUGCCUCUCUACAGGUACUACCGGCUACCACUACCGAUGGAGGGAGCACCUCUAGAGGAGGAUUUUGAUGCCUUUGUUACUGUUCUCAGGGAGAGCCCCAACCUGUCUUUGAGAAGGGACGUUUCCAGGCCUCUGCCUGCCCUGUUGUUCAGCUGUCAGGUGGGGGUAGGGCGGACCAAUCUAGCCAUGAUCCUGGGGACCCUGGUCCUCAACCACCUGAAGACAACCCAGGAACCACCACAAGCGGAAGAGGCAGAAGCCAAGCCCCUGUUCCAAGUCAUUCAGAGCCUCAUCAACAGACUACCUGAAGGCCAACAGGUCAUGGAAGAGGUUGACCAAGCGAUCGCUCUGUGUUCAGAAAUGCACAACAUAAAAGAAGCGAUGUAUGAAAAUAAGAAGAAGCUUGAAGCCAUCGGAGAUGAUUAUCAAAUUCAGGGAAGCACGACCAAAGACUACUACUACUUUCCACAGAGCCAUCCAAGCCUGGAACGUUAUUUCUACCUGAUUGUGUUCAACGCGUACCUUCAUGAACAGUAUUCUCUUGGCUUUGCGUCCAACUUCAGCCAGUGGCUGUGUGCUCACCCCUGGGUGUACCGCCUGCUGGCCUGUAUGGACCUAUCAGAACUCUCCGCUCCGCCUGAUCUCGUCACCAAGGGAGCCCGCGUUCUGGUUGCUCACGAGUACCUGUCUCCAGACAUACUCAGCACAGUGAAGGAGAUGAAGGUGGCUAACUUCAGAAGAGUCCCCAAGAUGCCUGUCUACGGCAUGUCACAGCCUACAUCAGAGGCGACGGGUGCUGUGUUGACCCACCUGACGGAUGAGAAGAGGAAGUACAGCCACGUCCUGUGGGUCAACCUGCAGGAGGAGCUGGUUCUGGAGGGGAACGGACAGAUCUUCACCCCCAGAGAGCCGUCCUGUAUGGGGCAACACAUCCCUGUCCCCGCCACAGACCCCACGCAGAUAGAGAAACUAGAGACCGCCCUGGGAGAGGAGGUUCAGAGAGCCCAGAAGUGGCUGGAGGUGACUCUGGAGCAGGAGAAACAGAUGAAGAUGUUGAAAAGCUGUCUGACGGUCCAGGAGGUGUUCAAGCAGUACCAGAGAACACACCAGGGACUGUUCUAUAGACGUAUCCCUCUGGCAGACUGCUGCGCCCCCAAGGAGGAGGACUUUGACCAGCUCUUGGAGGCCAUGAAGACGACCUUGGCAGAGGACUCUCACUCAGCCUUCGUGUUCAACUGCUCCAACGGCAAGGGAAGGACCACCACGGCCAUGGUCAUAGCUGCUCUCACUGUCUGGCACUUCAAUGGCUUUCCUGAGUUUGGUGACGAUGAGAUUGUCAGUGUUCCUGAUGCCAAGUACACGAAGGGAGAAUUCAAGGUGGUGAUGCAGCUAGUCAGACUACUGCCGGACGGCCACCAGAUGAAGAGGGAGGUGGACAUGGCUCUGGACUCAGUUAGCGAGACCAUGACCCCCAUGCAUUACCACCUCAGAGAGAUAAUCAUCUGUACCUACAGACAGAUUAAAAGUGGUAAGAGUGAGAAGGAGGUGCAGCAGCUGCUUCUGAAGAGUGUCCAGUAUCUGGAGCGGUACAUGUACCUGAUCCUCUUCAACAGCUACCUGCAUCUGGAGAAGAAAAACUCCUGGCAACGAUCCUUCACCACCUGGAUGCAACAGGUGGCAGCCAGGGCCGGGGUGUACGACCUUCUCAACCAGCUGGGUUUCUCCGAGUUUGAGAACCUUCGGGACACGCCACUUGCCAGGCUCCGCUGCCGGUGGCAACGACAGAACAUCCAAUCACGUCCCUUCAGGGGGGCGUUGAUCUGAGCUGAGGAGAGAUCACUGUGAACCGCCAGACUAUGGCUGCUUCUGAAGUGCUACUCUAUUCCCUGUAUAGUUCACUACUUUUGACCAGGGCCCUCUGCACUCUAAAGGGACUAGGGUGCCAUUUUAUACAACCUAUGUCCUCCUGUGCUUUUUUUUUAUUUAAUUUUUUAUAUAUAUACCUUUAAAAUGCUAAAAUGCUUUUGUAUUUUGAAAUGUAAUAAUGCUUUGUAUUUUUCCCCUCGUAUCACUCUGAUACUCUAUUAUUAUAAUACUGCCUGUUUUCAAACCCACUACCAAUGUUAUUUAGUAUUUGACUGGAUGUUUCAGGGCCGUCAGUCGGUAUUUCCUGGUUCUGAUGCUUCUGCUCUGACUGCCGCACAGAUUCUAGCUGACAUUUUACGUCUCAUUUGCUCUAUUGUUCCAUUGUUAAUAUAGGAGAAUGAAUUAUUAUGUUAUGUUAAGGUUAGUUUGAGGUUAAGGUUAGUUUGAGGUUAUCUUAGACACCACCUUAAUCAGAAGACAGUAUUAGUAUUAGUCUGUACUAGAACGUAUUGGAACGUUUCUCCAGUUUUAAAAUAGAGUUGAGACUACAGACUUUUAAAACAAACAGCUUCUUUGUUUAGAUGGAAUACAUUUCUGUUACCUUUAAUCAACAUCCAGUAUCAGUGUCUCCAAGUCCACUUCCAGGUAUUCGUUUGCCAAACUGCUGUAGAUGCCGCCAAAGCUACGCUUCUGCUCUGUGUUUUACUGCUGUUUGUAUGUGUCUCCGUCCUCACUUCUUCACAGCGGUUUCUCCUCUCAUUAAACGGUUCAUCUGCGUCAGGUUCAUC
Oncorhynchus keta (chum salmon) is the source of this 3257-nucleotide messenger RNA. It is a transcript of the gene pald1a, whose product is annotated as phosphatase domain containing paladin 1a. The transcript is spliced from 19 exons. NCBI's taxonomy places the organism in Eukaryota, Metazoa, Chordata, Actinopteri, Salmoniformes, Salmonidae. The record is from RefSeq and is a predicted model, not a curated record. The annotation marks the transcript as partial.